AUGCCGCUGUCUGGUUCCCCAAAGCAUCUAAAACCUCUGCGCAUCAGACUCCUCCCAGACCAGACUGUCUUUACGUGUGUGGUGUGGCUCAUGCGGUCAGUGCAAGACCAGGGCAGUUGUGUUCUUCCUCAUUUUGUGCUCCGCUCUGCCCUCUACCUGCUGUCAGUGACACAGGACAAAAGCCCCAACCUCGAUAAGGCUCAGUUGAGGAGCAUCAGUACGGCACUGUCCCUCUGCCCAACACUGUCUUCUGUGUACGUGCACCACCCACCUCUCCUGCACUUCAUCUGCCGCUACUCCGAGUUAGCAGAGAGGUACCUAGCACCGGCCUUAGAACUGUGGCUAACCCAGAAACUCCCACAUUCAGCUUUAACUCUGGAAACCAGCAAAGAAGAACAACACACUGAAGAGAAAAAUGAAAUAUCAGAGCUCCAAACGCUGAUAGAAAAGUAUCCCGCUGUCGCCGCAACCCUCCUGGAGCUGGUGUGGAGCUCGGACAGCGCUCUGGCACAGAGAGCUCUGAGCGUGUUGGAAGUCUUCUUGAGCGGCCAAGCCCGAUGUAAAGCAGAACUGUGCUCACAUUUAGCACCCACUUUGCUCCAAGCUUUGCAGAAGAUCAGUAUUGAGGAGGUGGGAAACAGGCUUGUAAAGGGAAACGUCACACUUGUCAAAUCCCUCCCGAUGGUGCUGAGGCUGCUGUGUCUGAUCCAAGCCAGUGAGCCAUCGUCCUCUGCGACUGAGAUAGAUGGUGGGAGGUUCAAGAUGCUUUACCACGUUUGUAAUUUAACAGGAAAACUUAAAGCUGAGAAUUGGGAGAGUUUGCUUCAUGCCUUCAGCUACAUGCACAGCUACCUCAGUCAGUCUGCGGCUUCCAGUGUAGACAGAGCUGUCUCCAUGCUGCUCUCUAACACUGCAUUGAUGGAGCUUUUACAGAGCAUCGUCUACUGUCCUUCGUCACCCUCAUCCUCAGCAGCUCUUCUGUGCCACAGCCACCACCUCCUGUCCUCUCUCAUUAUGUUGCAGAAGGUUCAUUCGGCAAAGGUCCAUAAAAGCAUCAGUUGGAGUCUGGACAAAGCCAUUCAACUGCUCAUUUUUCAUAAAAGGAACACCGACAGUUUCUUGCUGGUGAGUUACCUGAGGCUGCUGCAAGCUCUUCUUGAUGUGGACUUUGCAUCACCGGUGCUGUGUGUAGGCACUGCUCCCUGCAUAGGAGGCUCCAGGCCGCUGGGGGUUGAGGACGGAAUGUUGUACCCACUCGGGUCAAAAGGAGCCCAGUUCCUCUCUAUUGCUCUCAAUGAACUACUUUUGCAGAAGUAUGAGGUGUUGCUGGGAGCCUCAGUAGACUGCCUGAACUCUCUCCUGGGUUUCCUAACGAGAAAGAGCCCGGCUACAGCACUAUAUAUUGUGUGUCAGCCCUGGUUUCGAUUCCUGCUCUUCUGUUUGGUUGAGUCUGGAGAAAGUAUCCUCCUACAUCCUGCCACUCUUCGGCUGUUCACACUGCUGCUGAGGCACAACAGCACAGCAGUGUUGUGGGAGCCGGACCUGCUCAAACUGAUGGAGGUCUUGGAGAAAACAGGAAUGAAGGAGCUCAGCCCGGAAGCAGCAGAAGCCCUACGCCAGCUUCUCACACAGAUUCAGCUCAGCACAUUGCGCCCGCCUCUCACAGAUCGAGAUGAGCAGCGAGUCAGAAGCCUCCUGGAGUCCCUCAACCCACAGACAACAAACAUCUAG
Knipowitschia caucasica is the source of this 1731-nucleotide messenger RNA. The record is from the annotation of a GenBank genome assembly. NCBI's taxonomy places the organism in Eukaryota, Metazoa, Chordata, Actinopteri, Gobiiformes, Gobiidae.